UGUGUAAAAUUGCACUCUUAACACAGCUGCUGCUCUCCUCUACAACUCGCCACUGGGACGAGCAGUUUCAACUACAGUACAGUAUUUCCGCGUGAAUGCCUGCGCUGCGACUCAGCAGGCUCCACCCGCCUCUUCAACCCCUCCGUUUCCUCCAGAAGGGCAGAGCGGAAGUCGCCUAUGCUGUGUACGUCGCUGAUUUUCUUCCGCUUUCACCUUGCUGGGAGAAGCACAAGGAUAUGCGGUUGUCACCGUCUUGCUGAGUACCUAGAGGGAGUAAAGAACAACUUUGAGGGAGCUGCUAAAGUACUAAAGGAGAAUUGUGAAAAAAACUUGCACAGUGAGAGCUGCUACAAACUUGGAGCUUACUAUGUUACUGGAAAAGGUGGGCUCCCUGCCGAUUUGAAAACUGCCUACAACUGUUUUUUGAAGUCUUGUGAGAAAGGUGGGAAGAAAUCCAUAGAUGCUUGUCACAAUACUGGACUGCUGGCACAUGAUGGACGGGGCAAUGAUGAUGAGAAGCCCAACGCACUCCUAGCCAGGGAUUAUUAUAGUAAAGCUUGUGAUGGCAGUUUUGCCCCCAGCUGUUUCAACCUUAGUGCAAUAUAUCUCCAAGGAGCCCCUGGGAUACCAAAGGAUAUGAACCAGGCUUUGGAAUACUCUCUGAAAGCGUGCAACUUGGGACACAUAUGGGCAUGUGCUAACGCUAGCCGAAUGUACAAGCUGGGGGAUGGAGUUGAGAAGAAUGAUGCCAAGGCAGAAACCCUAAAGAAUAGGGCAAAAGAGCUGCACAAAGAACAGCAGACAGCUGCAAGAUCCUUAACAUUUGGAGAGUAAGCCCAGUCAAGUGAUUUAUAGUUUUCUCAAGAAACAUACUUUGUACAAUAGUGCACAGACAUUGGGUGGAAUUCAGCAUUGCAGUAUUGCAACAUUGCUGCUUGUCAGACAGCAUGAUUCCCCCUCCUCUCCCUGCCUGCUGUUCUGGGGGUUCUCCAAACACCUGCCCUGAGCCAAUUUCGGGAGGCACCGAGCAGGAGGAGAUGGGGGAAAGGUAUAGAGCAGGCAUCCCCAAACUGCGGCCCUCCAGAUGUUUUGGCCUACAACUUCCAUGAACCCUAGCUAAGAGGACCAGUGGUCAGGGAUGAUGGGAAUUGUAGUCCAAAACAUCUGGAGGGCUGAAGUUUGGGGGUGCCUGGUAUAGAGCUUGUGCUGAUGGGACUCUGGUGCAUUCCACCCUUACUCUGUAGAUUCAAAAAACAUAUAUGUGUGAAUGGGUGUCUCUUUUUGCCUGUACAAAUUGAUUUGUAAACACAAUAAAAACCAAUAUUUUAAGGA
Messenger RNA from Zootoca vivipara (common lizard), 1332 nucleotides. RefSeq names its product cytochrome c oxidase assembly factor 7 (gene COA7). Gene Ontology annotation, molecular function: protein binding. Lineage: Eukaryota; Metazoa; Chordata; Lepidosauria; Squamata; Lacertidae. The record is from RefSeq and is a predicted model, not a curated record. Gene Ontology annotation, cellular component: mitochondrial intermembrane space.